GAGAGCCUGCGCGGAAAGAAACACUUCCUUUUGUGGUGGGCGUCGAACGAGGACGCACCGCCAUGAAGGCCUCGGGCACGCUCCGGGAGUACAAGGUGGUGGGGCACUGCUUGCCCACCCCGAAGUGCCACACGCCACCGCUGUACCGAAUGUGCAUCUUCGCGCCCAACCAUGUGGUGGCCAAGUCCCGCUUCUGGUACUUCCUGUCGCAGCUGAAGAAGAUGAAGAAGUCGUCGGGAGAGAUCGUGUACUGCGGGCAGGUAUUUGAGAAGUCGCCGCUGCGCGUGAAGAACUUCGGCAUCUGGCUGCGCUAUGACUCCCGCAGUGGCACACACAACAUGUACCGGGAGUACCGGGACCUGACCACCGCGGGUGCUGUCACGCAGUGCUACCGAGACAUGGGUGCCCGGCACCGUGCCCGCGCGCACUCCAUCCAGAUCAUGAAGGUGGAAGAGAUUGCUGCGGGCAAGUGCCGCCGGCCCGCUGUCAAGCAGUUCCACGACUCGAAGAUCAAGUUCCCGUUGCCACAUCGUGUGUUACGGCGCCAGCACAAGCCUCGCUUCACCACCAAGAGGCCUAACACCUUCUUCUAGACCCGGAGACCCGCUGAAUAAACUCCAGAGAGUA
This is a messenger RNA of Onychomys torridus (southern grasshopper mouse), 627 nucleotides long. It is a transcript of the gene Rpl18a, whose product is annotated as ribosomal protein L18a. Bases 63 to 593 code for a protein of 176 amino acids. The record is from RefSeq and is a predicted model, not a curated record. The transcript has 5 exons. Lineage: Eukaryota; Metazoa; Chordata; Mammalia; Rodentia; Cricetidae. Gene Ontology annotation, biological process: translation. Gene Ontology annotation, molecular function: structural constituent of ribosome. Gene Ontology annotation, cellular component: cytosolic large ribosomal subunit; ribosome.